GUUAUCUUUAUCAUCUUUUCUUUUCCUACGAAUGACAGUUCCCCUACGUACGUCCUCCAUCUACUACGGUCUUGGCAACAGCACUGCCAACACUGCAUAUGAGAGGCCUCGCUUCCUUCCACAUCUCAGUUACAUUUCCUUAUUGAAAGCCGAAGAUGCUGCCGUUCCGGAACUUGGAGGGAGCAGCAGCGAGUCUGGGGAGGCCCCUCGCUCCGGCCGAGACCCUCUGGUUUAGAUACUCCGUCACCAUGCCCGACUUCCACAUUUACGCCCACUCCUUCUUCCUGUUGCUCUGCCUCUUCUCCCUCUGCCCUCUCCCUCUGGUCCUCAUGGAGGCGAUGGGGGUAAGCGUUCUACGUAGGUUUAAGAAACAGCCCAAUGUGAGGGUGCCCUUCUCCCGCGUGGUGCAAUGUUACAGGGACGUGGUGGCCGUCCUCCUUCUCGUCGUCGCUCCCCUGCAGUUGACGUCCUACCCCUUGUUGAAGGUAAGGAGAGCUGCCACUACCACUACCACUGCUACUGCUGCUAUCUGUUAGAGAUAAGGUUGCCGAUCCA
Nymphaea colorata (pocket water lily) is the source of this 555-nucleotide messenger RNA. RefSeq names its product very-long-chain aldehyde decarbonylase GL1-10-like. Bases 156 to 536 code for a protein of 126 amino acids. The record is from RefSeq and is a predicted model, not a curated record. The transcript has a single exon. NCBI's taxonomy places the organism in Eukaryota, Viridiplantae, Streptophyta, Magnoliopsida, Nymphaeales, Nymphaeaceae.